UGUUAAUCAGAGGCCUGUACAGGGGGGUUGCUCCAGACCAGUGCGCCCCCGAGAUGUAUGUUAUUUGCAAGCUUGAUGAGUGCUACUGAUGAGCCUGCUUUUUUAUCAGUCUGUUGAGAUGGUCGUGUAUGGAUGAAACUGUGUUGUGAAUGAGUCAUCAUGCUUUGAAAUUUAAAAUAAGCAUUCUCUACAUCUAAGGGUAGAUUCUACCGAAGAAGCAUCAUGAUAUAUGCUUUACAGUGCAGUGCAUUGAACACUGCAGGUGUGUUAAAAAAAAAGUCCUUAAAACACCGAAACAAACAAGGCGUCGUUUACCUGCGUUAUGUAUGUGUUCUCGGUUUUAUAAUCUGUUACAACACCGGGGAGCCGUGUUACAUACUAACACUGCACACUUCACCCUCUGCCGGCUGCCAGCCGCCUCUGCAGUCCUUCAAACCCUCUACUCUCCGCUCUCUCACUCUCCGGCUCUCAUUAGCUAGAAGAUGGCGGACUGCACCUCACUGUUAGAUGAAGAGCUCUCUUCCUUCGUCUUCAAUUACUUGACAGAAAACACCGGGAGCCAGUUCGGGGAGAAGGAAGUCUGCACUGACCGCCUGGACGCUGAUUUCCCUGAGAUUGACUUCUUCCAGCUGGACUCCAGCGAUUUCGAUUCUGCCAACUGCCUCAGCGAGCUGCAAUGGUGCAAUGACCAAUCAGCAGCUUCCUCUGCCUCCAGCCAGUUCAGCGUGGGCGACUCAGAGCUCUUUGAGACAGAAGAGGAGAAUGCUGCGCUGCUGGCUGCCCUCACAGACAGUCUGGAUGGGAUGGUGGUGGACGAGGUGGGGGGGCUGUCUGUAUUCCCCUCGCUUGGGGAGGUGGCUGAGGGGCAGGAGGAGGAGGAGGAGAAGCCCAACUUGGAAGAAAGUCACCCAUUCCCAGCCCCCCCCAGCCCAGAGACUGAAGACCUGUCUCUACUCAAGAAGCUCCUACUCUCCCCCGCCAACGUACCUGUCAGUGAUGAAACACACAAACAAGGCAGCAUCCAUCGCCAUAGCAGCACAGUCCACAAGUCGAAAUCCCAGCGGCCUUCAGUCAAGUGUCUGAGCAGCUUGGACAGAAAGCCCAGAGGAUUCCUCCCCCCCAGUCGCAAAUGCUCAGAGUUGCACCGGCACCUGACCUGCGGCCCCGAGACUGAGGACAGUGAGGAGGAGAGAGGCUCUGAGGAGGACUCCUCCAGCGAGGCCGAGGCCCCAACUCCGCCUGGCCCCCCACAGUACUCCUCGCCAGAGGAGCUGCGCUCGGUGGUGGAUCUCAUCAGGUACAUGCACACCUACUGCCUUCCCGUCCGCAAGCACCCCGGCGCGGACAGGAAGGAGCGCGAGUGCCCAGGCUCCGUGCAGAGAGCCAGGCCAGACUGCCCCUUGCCGAGUGUCAAGGCGGCCCCUCAGACAGACAGCUGCGAGCGCACGCGGGGCGUGUUUGUGCGCAAGAGAGAGGUGAAGGGGCAGUCUCUACUCAGGGAGCUAUUGGAGUCAGCCUCCUGCUACGAUGUGAGCAAGCCUUACAGGAUCCGCAGCCCUCCCUAUGUCACCUCCCGCUCUCCCAAAGGGGCUCUGCCUUGGCCCCCUGUGACGAAUGUCAAACCGGAGCCAGUGAAUGCUGUUCCGAGAGCCACGGAGCAGGAGACGACUCCAGAUUGCACCCCGGAGCCUGCAGCGUCAGCGCAGGGAAGGAAAGUGGAAGGGGCCUCCUUUUCUGUGAGGCGCUCCAGGAGACUGGCGUCAUGCCCCAGGCGCUUCGCCAAGAAGCCCAGGGGGGGAGGACCAUGGAGGGUGAAGGCGGAGCCAGUGCCUGGCCUGGGGGAGGAGAAAGAGGCGGGGUCUACGAAGCGCCACCCAGUAGAAAGACCCAGUCAAAGCACCUGCUGCAAGAAGGAAUUGGAAAAGUCAGCAGUGAUCAACUCAUCGGCAGCUCAAAAUGAAAAACGUGCCUGCCUGACCCUUCCUCUGGCUCCCAAGCCCCAAGGUGAUAACAAGCCCUUUGAACAGACGCUGAGAGUGGAGCUGUGUGGAACAGCAGGGCUCACACCUCCCACCACACCUCCACACAAACUCGAGGACGACCUCUUCAAGCCGGAGGUCAAAGGAGAGUCCCCCCCAAAAGGCUCCUGCCUGCUCGCGGGGGGAGGAGGGAGAUCAGCCUUGCGAAAGAUGCCUGAACAGACAGAGCUGUACGCACACCUGCGUAAAGAGGGCAAGGCGAGUGAAGAAGUGGUGAGCCAGGGGGGCAGGAGAAGCGUCCAGCGCACCUUUGGGGACCACGACUACUGCCUGCAGAGCGCGCCAGGGGAUCGCCGCAAGAAGCCGCUGCCCCCUGCCUGCCAGAAGGAGGAAGAGCAUGGGGUCAACGCCAGGCUGAGGCGACACUUCGGCCCACUAUGUGAUGAGCGGCUCUUCUCCAGCGAGGGGGAGGGCUCCCCGCGAUCCCGAUCCGGGUCACCCCUAGCCUUAGCACCCCAUAACUCCGGGGAGUCCCCAGAGCGUUCGUCACGACUCCCGACUCCGGGACGACCCGCCUCGUUCACCCCUUGCUGUCGUUCCAGAUCUCCAAACGGGCGUCAGAGCUUCAGCUGCGAGAACUCAGAGACGUGUCACCAGGAGAAACAAAGAAAUAAAAGCAGUGAUGAUUGUCGCGUGUUGUGCAUUCACCACCUCCCGAACGGAGUCACCCAGCCAAUGCUUUGGCGACGCUUUGAGUCAUUCGGGGAGCUGGAAGACUGCAGAAUCGUCAUGAAGAACAACGAGAGGUGUGGCCUCAUUACCUACCAGCAGACUAGCUCCACCCCUCCGGGCUGGAGGAAUGAGCAGGUGGCUCGGAAGAGACGAGAGCCCGCCCCCCAGAUUACCAUUGCAGGUCUGCGGAGGUUCUGCAGGAAGCCCUACAUCGACCUGGACGAUGGUGGCCUGGGCCCAGUGAAGAGCAAGUACGAUGCCAUGGACUUCGACACCCUGCUGAAGGAGGCACAGAAGAGCCUGCAUCGCUGACAAGCCUUAACUCAACGGGGGCACGCCUCAGUACCUCAACCAGGGCAACUCCUUAUGUUUACCUUUUUAACAUUGGAAGAAGAAGAAAAAUACCUUGUCUCUUUUUUUAUAAAAAAAAAACAAAAAAAAGUUUACAUUGAACAGA
Polyodon spathula (Mississippi paddlefish) is the source of this 3168-nucleotide messenger RNA. RefSeq names its product peroxisome proliferator-activated receptor gamma coactivator 1-beta-like. Gene Ontology annotation, biological process: positive regulation of transcription by RNA polymerase II. Gene Ontology annotation, molecular function: transcription factor binding; nucleic acid binding. The record is from RefSeq and is a predicted model, not a curated record. Lineage: Eukaryota; Metazoa; Chordata; Actinopteri; Acipenseriformes; Polyodontidae. The coding region runs from base 483 to 3023 and encodes 846 amino acids. Gene Ontology annotation, cellular component: nucleus. The transcript is spliced from 12 exons.